AUGAUGCGCAAGAAAGAAACCUAUACCAACAUCACCCCCAUCCCGACGGGUGUGCCCCGCCAACUGGCCCUCGACAUUCUCCAUAGCCAUGGUGAAAUCAUCACGCUGAACCCUCUCGUCCUCGAGUACGAUGCCAUUCAAGCCCCACGAGAUGCUGCCGCAGAUGAAUAUUAUUUUACCUGGUAUGAGAUCGUCGAGCGCGUCCAAUAUAUCCCGGGCUUCGGCAAGAUGGGAUCGGGCAAAGUCAGCUUCAGGGGCUGUUUCCACGAUACCGAAUGGGGCCUGGAAACACACAUGUUCGUCCCGCUGGGAAUCGACAUCAAAAGCAAAUGGCGAAUUGCAGGAAACCAGCUCGACGAGCCUCGGCAAUUCCGGGACUUCCGCCACGAGGCAGCCCCCCAGACCGGACUUUAUCUUCAGGAGGAUAUCGAAAUCAACUGCAAUGUCACUUUGGUCUCAUUCGUCAAGAAUCAGUUAAAAGCAGCCUCGAAGGUCCUGGUGGAUCGUCUGAUCAAAAAGGCAGAACUCCUCGAUGCAGGUGUCCUGCAGGCAGUCGUAGAGGACGGAAGACUCAAGACGAUCAAUCCCGCCGAUCGAUCGUAUAUGGCCCGGUCGGACUCGAUGGCUUCGCGAAGACAGUCUGAUACGGUCUCCCUCAAUUCAUAUCAGUUGCAGUCACCGGAGGGAACUAAGCGACAUUCGUCCAUAUCGGGGCGCUCACAGUCAAAGUACCCGUUUGCACCGCCGCAAUACGGUCAAGGGAAAAGCUUCACGGCGGAAUUGCCUGCUGAUUUUUACCAUACGCAGCCACCAGAGCCUUUAAACUACCAUGGCAAAGCAUACGCGGCCGAAUUACCUUCAACAUUUGAGUCUCCCGAAGGAAAUAACCAGUCGCAGAAUAUGAUUCAUGAGCUACCCCAGACACGUCAUUGA
Molecule: messenger RNA, 933 nt
Organism: Penicillium daleae
Lineage: Eukaryota; Fungi; Ascomycota; Eurotiomycetes; Eurotiales; Aspergillaceae
Exons: 2
Coding region: 1-933 (310 amino acids)
Source: RefSeq, a predicted model, not a curated record